Messenger RNA from Colletotrichum spaethianum, 459 nucleotides. RefSeq lists its product as uncharacterized. The transcript is spliced from 2 exons. The record is from RefSeq and is a predicted model, not a curated record. Lineage: Eukaryota; Fungi; Ascomycota; Sordariomycetes; Glomerellales; Glomerellaceae. The coding region runs from base 1 to 459 and encodes 152 amino acids.
AUGGCGGAAGUCUUUGGCGUCGUCGUCAGCGCCAUGACGGUGGCCGGCAUGGUAAGCAAGUUCAGCACCAGCAUCUUCAAGUUGAACAGGCUUUGGGAGGAGGUUCAAGAUGUGCCCAGUGAAAUCAGUCAGCGUAUCAAGCAGCUCGCGAUUGCGAAGCCAAUUCUCGAGGAAAUGGAGAAUGGGCUUCGGGGUGGGCAGCAUGGGAUCCAUCACAGUAGUGCGGCGGGCCUCAGUAUGGAAUAUUGCCAACAAGCCAUAAACGAACUGGAAGUGUUAGCGGAAGACUUGCAAUGUCGAAUCAGCAAUGCGAAGAGAUCAAGGAACUUUAUUAAACUCAAGGUCACUCUCAAGAAGGAUGUACUGCAGCGUUACCACGAGAGGAUACAAUUUGCUCUGCAACUACUCGCACUUUCUCAGCAAACAUACAUCAUUCAAAGACAGCUCCUCAACUAUUGA